Helianthus annuus (common sunflower) is the source of this 390-nucleotide messenger RNA. RefSeq lists its product as uncharacterized. The record is from RefSeq and is a predicted model, not a curated record. The transcript has a single exon. The coding region runs from base 1 to 390 and encodes 129 amino acids. NCBI's taxonomy places the organism in Eukaryota, Viridiplantae, Streptophyta, Magnoliopsida, Asterales, Asteraceae.
AUGAACGAUGCUGAGGGAACUACUGCACCUAAGCCUGAGUCUCAAUUUACUGAAGAAGAUCGUGAGAAACUCGACGUUGAUGGCAAAGCUCUUGCUAUGCUACACUCUGCACUGGCACGAGAAAUUGACAUUGGAGUUCGAGAUUGUAAAAAUGCAAAAGAAAUGUGGGAAGCACUUUUGGCUAUGUAUGAAGGAAACGAAGAAAUAAAAGAAAGCAGACGGGAGAUGCUCACACAAAAGUUUAAUCUGUUCAAUCACUUCCCAGGAGAAACUCUGGAAAAUCAGAUUCAAAGAUUUGUCGCCUUGAUCAGUGACAUAAAAACUCAUGAUAUCAAGUUGGAAAACUCUGUUAUCAACAAGAAGCUACUCAAUGCUCUUCCAAGAAACUAG